Messenger RNA from Trichomonas vaginalis G3, 622 nucleotides. RefSeq names its product phage tail repeat-like family. The annotation marks the transcript as partial. The transcript has a single exon. NCBI's taxonomy places the organism in Eukaryota, Parabasalia, Trichomonadida, Trichomonadidae. The record is from RefSeq and is a predicted model, not a curated record.
AUGUCGAAAGAAACAGCGUCUAUGAGAGAAAUACAACACAACCGACAACUCAUUAUGCAAGCUCUAAAUAAGAACACAACAAACUUUUCAAACUAUUCUAAGAUAUCUGAGUCAUUGAAAGAAGGAAACUUAAAACUGACAUUAAACCCAAUGACAGAUGAGUUUCUGUUUCAAGACAAUAAGAACCAUACUGUCUGUAUAAAUCCAACAAAAGGAACUUUAAACGAGAAACCUAUAAAUGAACUUCUUUUGAAAACAGAUGUUGACAACAAAGCUGACAAAGAGUAUGUCAUUGAAAAAGUUCAAGAAGAACAUGACAGAGCAGAUGCAACAUAUGCAACGAAAGAACAUACUCAUCCUGAACUAGCAGACAAAACAUAUGUUGACAAUAAAAUGUCAAGUGAAGUGACAAGAGCUGACAAAGAAUAUUCUAAAAAGACUCAUACACAUACCAUUGCAAAUAUUACAAACUUACAAGAAACCUUAAACAGGAAAAGUGACGUUGGACAUACACAUUCUAUAUCUGAAAUAACAGACUUAAACGUUAGCCUUGAAAAGAAAGCUGACAAAACAUAUGUCAACAGUGAGUUAGAGGAGAAAGUAGAUAAGGGACUUAUGGCUA